GGAGCGGGGUGUGAUGCGGCACUGCGGCUCGGGGGCCGUUACUCCGGCUCCUCCAGAGAGGGCGGAGGAGGAGGCUGGAGCGCGGCGGUGAUUUUGUGCCAGGGCUUCCCAGAGGCGCGCUGAAAAGCCUGCGGGGCUCAGGAAACUGGGGGGUUAGGGACACCCAUUCAAGCCCCCACCCCCCGGGAGGGGAAGGGGGCUGGAGGCGAGGCUUGAGGGCGGCGGAGGGAUGGUGUCUGCUCGGGGGGAAGAGGCGAGCCUUGCCUGUCGUUGGUGAGGGGCUGCUGGCAGGGGAGGCUCCGCGGAUCGAAGCGGCUCCAUGCCCACUGGUGGGUGGAACGUGUUGAGCGGAACGCGGAGGUCGAGCCUGGCUGCUGCUCGGAACCCCUAACGUGGUAUCUAACGUGGUAUUUAAUUUAGCCCACGUUGGGAUUAAUUCGUUGCGGGCAGCUGCGCUGGUCUGGCUCCUUUAGAAGCUGGGCAACCUUGACGGGCUUUUUGUCUUGCUGCUCCAGCCCCCUUUCCCUUCCUCCUCCUCCAGAUGCCUUUUCUCUGCCCCUCCUCGCCCGGUACAGACAUUUCCAGCGCAAGCUGCCGCUCGUGGCUGCUGUCGAAGCCGCUUCUCGGAUUUUCGGCUCAUUCCCCUCUGGGGUGUUUUUUGAGGAGGGAGAGUUUUUCUCCCCUCCACGAUGGGAUUUUCUUCCUGUGCCAAAAUGGACUUUCAUUGAUUUCUACUUACUUCAACGUUUAGUGAUCCCUUCCCUAGGCGUAUUUUUGUGGUAGUUCCCUUUUUCAAAUACAUUAUCUGUAAAAUGGAGAACGAGAUUUUUACUCCCCUUCUGGAGCAGUUUAUGACCAGCCCUUUGGUCACUUGGGUUAAAACGUUUGGACCUCUCGCUGCAGGAAAUGGGACCAACUUGGAUGAAUAUGUGGCUUUGGUGGAUGGGGUAUUCUUGAACCAGGUCAUGCUCCAAAUUAAUCCUAAAUCGGAGAGUCAGAGAGUAAAUAAAAAAGUCAACAAUGAUGCCUCACUUAGAAUUCAUAAUCUUUCCAUUUUGGUGAGACAGAUAAAAUUUUAUUACCAGGAGACUUUGCAGCAAUUGAUCAUGAUGUCCUUGCCAAAUGUCUUAAUCAUUGGCAAAAAUCCUUUUUCUGAACAAGGCACAGAAGAAGUUAAAAAGUUGCUUUUACUUUUACUGGGUUGUGCAGUUCAGUGUCAGAAAAAAGAAGAAUUUAUUGAAAGAAUUCAAGGUUUAGAUUUUGAUACAAAAGCAGCAGUCGCAGCACAUAUUCAAGAGGUAACCCAUAAUCAGGAAAAUGUGUUUGAUCUGCAAUGGAUGGAAGUGACUGAUAUGUCUCAAGAGGAAAUAGAACCACUCUUGAAAAAUAUGGCAUUACACCUAAAAAGACUUAUAGAUGAGAGAGAUGAACAUUCAGAGACUAUCAUAGAACUCUCUGAAGAACGGGAUGGUCUUCAUUUUUUACCGCAUGCCUCUUCAUCUGCACAGUCACCCUGUGGUUCUCCAGGCAUGAAGCGAACAGAAAGUCGACAGCAUCUGUCAGUGGAACUGGCAGAUGCUAAGGCAAAAAUAAGAAGGCUUAGGCAGGAAUUGGAGGAAAAGACUGAACAGUUGUUGGACUGUAAACAAGAACUUGAGCAGAUGGAAAUAGAACUAAAAAGGCUGCAACAAGAGAACAUGAACUUGCUUUCGGAUGCUCGUUCUGCUAGAAUGUACCGAGAUGAAUUAGAUGCACUUCGAGAAAAAGCUAUCAGAGUGGAUAAGCUUGAAAGUGAAGUCAGCAGAUACAAAGAGAGACUACAUGAUAUUGAAUUUUAUAAGGCAAGAGUUGAGGAAUUAAAAGAAGACAAUCAAGUUUUAUUAGAAACAAAAACCAUGUUGGAAGAUCAAUUAGAAGGAACUAGAGCUCGUUCUGAUAAAUUACAUGAAUUAGAAAAAGAGAAUUUACAACUAAAGGCUAAACUGCAUGAUAUGGAAAUGGAACGUGAUAUGGAUAGAAAAAAAAUCGAAGAAUUAAUGGAAGAAAAUAUGACCUUGGAAAUGGCACAGAAACAAAGUAUGGAUGAAUCAUUACAUCUUGGCUGGGAGUUGGAACAAAUAUCCAGAACUAGCGAACUUUCCGAAGCACCACAAAAAUCCUUGGGCCAUGAGGUGAAUGAGUUAACAUCAAGCAGGUUAUUGAAAUUGGAGAUGGAAAACCAGAGUCUGACAAAAACUGUCGAAGAACUUCGGAGUACUAUGGAUUCUGCAGAAGGCAACACUUCCAAGAUCCUGAAAAUUGAAAAAGAAAAUCAAAGACUAAGUAAAAAGGUUGAAAUUCUUGAAAAUGAAAUUAUUCAAGAAAAGCAAAGUCUUCAGAACUGUCAGAAUUUAAGCAAGGAUCUAAUGAAGGAGAAAGCUCAGCUUGAAAAAACAAUUGAAACACUUAGAGAAAAUUCAGAGAGACAGAUUAAAAUAUUGGAACAGGAAAAUGAACAUCUGAAUCAAACUGUGUCUUCCUUAAGGCAGCGCUCCCAGAUAAGUGCUGAAGCAAGGGUGAAAGAUAUUGAAAAAGAAAAUAAAAUUCUCCAUGAAUCGAUCAAGGAAACAAGUAGCAAGCUAAGCAAGAUUGAGUUUGAAAAAAGACAAAUUAGAAAAGAAUUGGAACAUUAUAAAGAAAAAGGAGAACGAGCAGAAGAACUUGAAAAUGAGUUGCAUCAUCUUGAGAAAGAAAAUGAAUUGUUACAGAAAAAGAUAACCAACUUAAAAAUUACUUGUGAAAAAAUUGAGGCCUUAGAACAAGAAAAUUCAGAGCUAGAAAGAGAAAAUAGGAAAUUAAAAAAAACAUUGGAUAGCUUUAAAAACCUUACUUUUCAGUUAGAAUCCCUAGAAAAAGAGAAUUCCCAACUAGAUGAGGAAAACUUAGAACUGCGAAGGAAUGUGGAAUCUUUGAAGUGUGCAAGCAUGAAAAUGGCUCAGCUACAACUAGAAAAUAAAGAACUAGAAAGUGAAAAAGAGCAACUUAAGAAGGGUUUGGAACUCAUGAAAGCAUCUUUCAAGAAGACAGAACGCUUAGAAGUUAGCUACCAGGGUUUAGAUACAGAAAACCAAAGGCUACAGAAAGCUCUAGAAAACAGCAAUAAAAAGAUUCAGCAAUUAGAGAGUGAACUACAAGACUUAGAGGUGGAAAAUCAAACAUUGCAGAAAAACCUAGAAGAGUUAAAAAUAUCUAGCAAAAGACUAGAACAGCUAGAAAAAGAAAAUAAAUCAUUAGAGCAAGAGACUUCUCAACUGGAAAAGGAUAAGAAACAACUGGAGAAGGAAAAUAAAAGACUCCGACAACAAGCAGAAAUAAAAGAUACCACAUUAGAAGAAAAUAAUGUGAAAAUUGGAAAUUUAGAAAAAGAAAACAAAACUCUUUUCAAAGAGAUCAGUAUUUAUAAAGAAUCCUGUAUUCGUCUGAAAGAAUUAGAGAAAGAAAAUAAGGAGCUUGUGAAAAGAGCAACUAUUGAUAUAAAAACUUUGGUUACAUUACGAGAGGAUUUGGUAAGUGAAAAAUUGAAGACUCAACAAAUGAAUAAUGAUCUUGAAAAAUUAACUCAUGAGCUUGAGAAGAUAGGAUUAAAUAAAGAGCGACUCUUACAUGAUGAGCAAAGUACUGAUGACAGUAGGUACAAACUUUUGGAAUCAAAAUUAGAAUCCACUCUAAAGAAGUCCCUUGAAAUAAAAGAAGAAAAAAUUGCUGCUUUAGAAGCUCGAUUAGAAGAAUCCACAAAUUAUAACCAGCAGUUGCGCCAAGAACUUAAAACAGUGAAAAAGAAUUAUGAAGCUCUUAAACAGAGACAAGAUGAAGAAAGGAUGGUACAGAGCUCUCCUCCAACUUCUGGUGAAGAUAAUAAAUGGGAGCGAGAAAGUCAAGAAACAACUAGAGAGCUUCUGAAAGUUAAAGACAGAUUAAUUGAAGUAGAAAGAAAUAAUGCUACCCUGCAAGCAGAGAAACAAGCACUGAAAACUCAACUGAAACAAUUGGAGACACAGAACAAUAAUUUGCAGGCUCAGAUUCUUGCACUUCAGAGGCAGACAGUGUCGUUACAGGAGCAGAAUACUACUCUUCAAACCCAGAAUGCAAAGCUUCAGGUUGAAAAUUCUACCCUUAAUUCCCAGAGUACGUCACUUAUGAACCAGAAUGCACAACUCCUAAUCCAGCAGUCUUCCUUAGAAAAUGAAAAUGAAGCUGUAAUCAAAGAGCGAGAAGACCUGAAAUCUCUUUAUGAUUCUCUGAUCAAAGAUCAUGAAAAGCUGGAACUUCUUCAUGAACGUCAGGCUUCAGAGUAUGAGUCUCUCAUUGCUAAACAUGGAACUCUAAAGUCUGCCCACAAAAAUCUUGAGGUGGAACAUAAAGACCUUGAAGAUCGUUACAAUCAGUUACUAAAACGGAAAGGACAAUUGGAAGAUUUGGAAAAAACACUGAAAGUAGAACAGGAAAAAAUGCUGCUUGAAAACAAAAACCAUGAGACUAUGGCUGCAGAAUACAAGAAACUUUGUGGUGAAAAUGAUAGGUUGAAUCAUACAUAUAAUCAGCUUGUAAGAGAAACUGAAGUUUUACAAACUGACCAUAAAAACUUGAAAAGUCUUCUAAAUAAUUCCAAACUGGAACAAACAAGAUUAGAAGCUGAGUUUUCAAAGCUAAAGGAACAAUACCAACAGUUGGACAUCACAUCCACCAAGCUAAAUAACCAGUGUGAGUUGCUAAGCCAACUUAAAGGAAAUUUAGAAGAGGAAAAUCGACAUCUACUAGAUCAAAUUCAGACAUUAAUGCUACAGAACAGAACACUAUUGGAGCAGAAUAUGGAAAGCAAGGAUCUCUUUCAUGUUGAACAAAGACAGUACAUUGAUAAAUUAAAUGAAUUAAGACGACAAAAGGAGAAAUUAGAAGAGAAGAUAAUGGAUCAGUACAAAUUUUAUGACCCAUCUCCUCCUAGAAGGAGAGGCAACUGGAUUACUCUAAAAAUGAGAAAAUUGAUAAAGUCUAAGAAAGAUAUUAAUCGGGAACGUCAGAAAUCUCUAACAUUAACACCUACCCGCUCAGACUCCAGUGAAGGAUUUCUUCAGCUCCCCCAUCAAGAUAGUCAAGAUAGUUCUUCAGUAGGUUCAAACUCUUUAGAAGAUGGCCAAACUUUGGGGACCAAGAAAAGCAGCAUGGUUGCACUGAAAAGACUGCCCUUUUUGAGGAACAGACCGAAGGAUAAAGACAAAAUGAAGGCCUGCUACCGUCGUUCUAUGUCCAUGAAUGACCUGGUGCAGUCCAUGGUCCUAGCAGGAGGACAGUGGACAGGUAGUACUGAGAAUUUGGAGGUUCCUGAUGAUAUUUCAACGGGUAAAAGGAGAAAAGAAUUGGGAGCUAUGGCCUUCUCUACUACAGCCAUCAACUUUUCAACUGUCAACUCUUCUACAGGCUUCAGAUCCAAGCAGUUGGUUAAUAAUAAAGAUACUACAUCCUUUGAAGACAUAAGUCCACAAGGUAUUAGUGAUGAUUCUAGUACGGGAUCAAGAGUUCAUGCUUCAAGACCAGCCAGCCUUGAUAGUGGCAGAACAUCCACUAGCAAUAGUAAUAAUAAUGCUUCACUCCAUGAAGUCAAAGCAGGUGCAGUUAAUAUCCAAAGCAGGCCACAAAGCCACAGCAGUGGAGAAUUUAGCCUGCUUCAUGAUCAUGAGACUUGGUCCAGCAGUGGUAGCAGUCCAAUCCAGUACUUGAAAAGACAGACCAGAUCAAGUCCAAUGCUCCAGCACAAAAUGCCUGAUUCAUUAGAGAGUCGAGCACAUCACAAGAUCAAAACUGGUUCCCCUGGAAGUGAAGUUGUUACUCUACAACAGUUUUUGGAAGAAAGCAACAAGCUUACCUCAAUACAGAUAAAGUCCUCAAGUCAAGAGAAUCUUUUAGAUGAAGUAAUGAAAAGUUUGUCUGUUUCUUCUGACUUUCUGGGAAAAAACAAACCAGUUAGCUGUGGUCUGGCCAGGUCAGUAAGUGGAAAAACCCCAGGAGACUUCUACGAUAGACGGACAAGUAAGCCUGAACAAUUUGUGAGACCCAGUCCUCGAAAGACUGAAGAUGCCUACUUCAUUAGCUCUCCAGGAAAACCUACACUAGGCACUCAAGGAAAGAUAAAAUUAGUAAAAGAAACUUCUCUGUCACGACAAUCAAAAGAUAGUAAUCCUUACGCCACUUUACCUCGUGCAAGCAGUGUGAUCUCUACUGCCGAAGGAACUACUCGAAGGACAAGCAUCCAUGAUUUUUUGACCAAGGACAGUAGACUACCUAUGUCAGUUGAUUCACCACCAGCUACUGCUGAUAGCAGCAUCACUGCAGCAUCUAAUGUGGACAAAGUACAAGAAAGCAGAAAUUCAAAAAGCAGGUCUAGGGAGCAACAAAGCUCCUAAUUCUAUUACCCACUACAUGACAUGUGGGCCAAGUGAGAGAAAAGUGUCCUUCAGUUUCUCAGUGUGAAGCCUUUAUUUCUGAAGUAACAAGACACCCAACUAUAGGAAUCAUUUUAAAAAUCUUUAAGGAGACUUUAAACAAUCCUUCGUGACUAGAGCAGGCAAGAAAUACAAAACCUUCAUUCCUUCCUUGAAUCAAGGAGCACUACUGGAGUCAACUGCCAAAAUUUUUAGAAGGUUUUAGGACUUACUAUACAUUGUAUUGAUAAGAUCUACUGAAUAAAGGAUGUUCUCUCACUAAGGACCAAGUGUUUUAAGAUUCCAAGAAGUACUCCAAGAACAAUCUACUUCUUUCGUCAUUUGUUUAUGAAUUUAUCCAUGUUUGCUUAAUGCUUCUGCUAAGUAUUAGCCAAAAUCUAGCCAUUUAUAUUUAGUUGUGUAAAUCUAAAUUAAAUGCUGUAGUAUGUUGUGGAAUGUACUAUAUAUCAUGAUACAGAGAACAUUGUUUUGGCAUGUCAGAGCCUUAUUUGGUUAGCAGACUGCAUGUGUUGGUAUCCUUUCCUUUUUUUUAACCAAUUAUUUUGAUGCACUGCAAAAGAAAUUCAGUUUAUGAAGAUAAAUCUGAAAAAUAGGAGCUAUAAAAAAUUUACAGUAAUAUUAAUCUUCCCGUAUUCCCCUUUAAGCAACACUAAGCAUUCACACCUGGAUCCAAGGUAAUUAAAAAGAGUGUUUUUCUGAAACUUUUUUAGUAAGGUGGUUUUCCAGCAAAUUGCAUUCCCAAGAUAAUGCUGUUGUGUUUUAAAUUCAUUUCCCUUCUUUAGUAUUGGGUUAUGUAUGUGUGUUUGUUUUUUUAACAUGAGAGCUGACUGUUGCUUAAGAAGUUUUCUUAUGGCAAAAAAAAAAUGUAAAUAAUUUACUAUGAUCUGCAUUUUGCCAGGAACUCAUUUAUUUUUAAGGUUAUCACGUAUUAAUAAGAACUUUUCUGUUUUUGUCCUUUAUAAUAUUACAUUAAAAUUGGUAACUGUUAUUGGUACUUUUGAAAUAUUUGUAUGCAUUUGUUACCUUAAACAUCUGAAAGAAGCACAAAAAAAGUAGAUUUAGUUAACCCAGGGAAACAUCAGUUUUUUUGUAGCUCCAAUUUUAUAUCACAGUUUUAUUUUCUUAUGAAAUCAAAAAAUGCAUUGAUAUUAAUGCAAAUUCAUUAUUUAACAUAAAUAUCAGAAUAAUCUUAAAGGUCUGAAAUGAGAAAGAUAAUGACUUUUUUAUUUAAACAGUAUACUUCUUAGGCUCUCAUUACCAGCUCUAAAAAUCUUUUUGGAAUAAUUCCAUAUUCAUAGUGUGUGGUUUAGGAACUAUGUGUUUCAUCACUAACCUAGUAGCCAUGAGACUGUGUGUGUCUCUCCCACCCCCCUUCCCUCUCUCUCUCUCUCCCUCUCCCUCUCUCUUUUUGGUAGGCCAGUUAGCAGUAUUGUGUUCAUAGUCUACUUUCAGAAAGAUUUAAUGAAAAGAAAGACAGCAUGUAUAGUUGACCAGAAAUUAAAAAGCAAUUUAGAGAACUUGGGCUUACGUAACUUAAUGCCACCAUUAACUUAGAUUUUACCGCCAAAUAAUGCUGUAAAAUUAAAUCACUUUUAAACUCUUGGAUGAAAGGUGCUAUGUAAAUGUAAAUACAAAGGAUUCUUACUAAAAUACAACUAUUGCACAACAGACAUAUUUAAAACUUACUCUCUAGAUUUUGAAACAUCUCUCCAUCGUGACUCCCUAGAUUCAAGUAUCAAAUUGAUAAUGGGCAUCAUGGCAGUCUAGAGAUACUUGCAUGUAAAAAAUGUAAAUUCAUUUUUAGGUGGAUAAAUUGAAAGUAAAUAUAGAAGUUAUGUUUUAGCCAAAUACAGUAAGUGGGUAACUUAGAUUUAUAUUAACUAGCAUCUAAUUUGCACAACUAGGACACAUCCCAGGACAUUUACUGCAAGUUGGAAUUUAAUGAGUAGGAAGUGGCCCGGUGACAGUGAAUCAUACCACAACUUGACCUCUCCAGAACCCUAAUGUCCUAAAAUAGAGAACCUGUUGACUUAACCAGCACAUUAUUGCUUCACGUACAACAUGCUUAGGGGCAGCCUAUAUAGUACUGAGUCUAAGGAGGCUGACCCUGAGAAAGUGCAGUUAGAGACAAAGGGGGAACACUUAAAACCACGAAAGUAGGAAUAUUCUCAAUUAUAUUCAUCACCUUUUUCAUACCAUUUCAAGAAAGGACUAGAUAAUAACCUCAUGAAUAUUUUACUUUCUCCAAAAGAUUCAGAAGCAAACUUAGUAGGAAGUCACUCCUUUCCCUGAUAAAUUGCUUCUGCCAAACAAAAUAGUAUGGCUACCUAGAAACUUACUGGGGCCACUUUCCUGACUGGGGUCUGCCAUGCUUUUAUCUGGCUGUGUUCUAAAUCAAUACCCAACCCCCCACUAGGAAACUGCAGAAUUAAUAUACAGGGUAAUAGCUUCCACAAAGAGCUCCAAUAAAGUGCUUUCAGAUCUGGCAAUGUGGAAAGGUUUGGUCCACAUUUUUGAACUGGUGGUUACCAAAGAGUUCAUGUAACAGGUUUGUAUGUAGCACCUUUCAUGCAAGGCAUGGUAAGAGCCUAUUAAAAAAUCACUGUGCAUAUUACAGAAUUGCAGCCACCUCACAAAUGAAGUAUUACAGCCUGCACUGUCUUAACAGUUUAUGUCAGGAAGUGAAAAAGAUACUGUACCAAACCUGGAAUUACAAUGAGGAGUAAUGUAUGCUACAUGACUUUGUAUUUUAAGUUACUUUUACGAGAAAAGUGAAUUUUUGUGUUUUUCUUUUCUGCUACACUUCGUCCUGAGAUGUAUUUUUUCUUUAAGCCUUGAAUGAGUAAUACAAAAGGAGCCCAUUUUGUGAAAUAAACCUUGAUGUACAUGUUGAGAUAUUUGGACAACAAUGAAAAUGCCUUAAAAGGAAUGCUUAUGGAUAAAGUUGCACUUAUAACACCCUUUAACAAAACCUGAUUUUAAAUUGUCUUUUUCUUUUCUACUAAGGGUUCUCUUUCAAUGUUUGCCAUUGUACUUAUAAUUGUUAUUAAAUACCAAAUCAAAUAAUAUAAAUCUGUAACAUUUCCUUUAAAAAUAAUGCUACUGAGGGAUCUGGAGUUGAAUGGCAGUGAUUAUUACUUGGUAAUACCUAUUAUCAGCCACAGGAAGCCAGUUCAAAACAAACCAUCAUUGGUUUGAUUUGCUUUUAAAAACAUUUCAUUAUUUUUCAUUUUAGUUUUUAACUUUAUUACUCCUAAAAAAUUAAGUUGGUUUAACAUUCACUUCAACUAAUAUAAAAAUAAAACAAAGAGGUGAUUUUUAUAACAAGUGGUUAAAAUCAUUUAAAAACUGUAACAUAUAAUCUAGCUAAGUAUUAUCUUUCCUUUGCCUUUGCCCUGGAAAACGUUUUUUCAGACCUAACCCAUAGCCUUGUUUAGAUGAUUCUUUCUAAAUCUUUUAGGGAUGAGUAUUGGUUUGGGAACAGAAUGGAAUCUUACCAGUUCUGUCAAUCCCCACAUAGGUUUAAAUACAAUAAUAUAUUGCACAAAGCAGUGUCUUUCAUUUUCAUUUAUAGACUUUGGGGAGGCAGAACGUUAGAGGAGGCAACCAGUUGUGUAUUCUGGGGCAGGUUAGUCUUUCUGAGACUGUUUUCGUUAUAAGAUGGGAAAGGCACUGUCUACUGUCCUCAAUCUUUGAUUCUAUUCAUGAAACCUUCAUUUUAUGUGCAAAGCAACCUAAAAUUUCCUCUUAGAGAUGUCGUAAACAGCAGGCAAAAAGUAACAUGGCGCCUUAGAAUAAGUUAUCAUUUAUGGACAAUAUUUACUAACUCCACAGCUCUUAAAUUCAUUCUUUAUAGAAAAUCUGCCGUGAGUAGACUUAUAACUUCUAAUCCUAUGUAUCAAGAAAUAACGUUUUUACUUAUUUUGCCUUUUAGUAACACAAAUUGGUUACACUAUCACUACCAGAUGGAAGUUACUUUUGAGUGACCAAACUUAGUAAAAUAUGGUUACCUCACGACUAUCCCUUUUGCUUGUAAGAGAAUUUUCAUGAUGAGAUCUCUAGACUAUUUCUGUAGUAUAGUCUACCUCAGACCUUCAACUAAUGGUUUUGUUUUAAGCGAAAAAGUAUGUUACUCCACAAUUCUGAACUAGCUUCUAUAUAACUGACAAUAUAUAAUCCUGAGUUCUUACACUGUUUCAGAUGCCAUAAUUGGGCAGGGGAUAAGUAAAAUUUAAUACAGCCUACAGGACAGAAAAAAUUUUUCCAAGUAUGGUCACAUUUCUAACCUCUCAAAAAGAUUAAACAAAUCUUUCCUUAAUCCUCAUUCCCCAAAGAUAACCACCAUCAACAAUGUAAUAUAUUCCUAUAUUGCUUUUUAUUUUUUCCCUGUAUGUACAAUAUAUGUAUAGUUUUAUAUAUGCUGUUUUUGCAAGUUGCUUUUUUCAAGUACAGUAAACACCCUAAAAUGUAAGAUAAUCUUAGCUAGCCUUAGUUUUGUUGUUAAUCUACUCUUAAUUAAUUGUUGAAGGCAUUCCUGUAAUGAGUAGUGCUCAUGGGGGAUGGGAGGUGGACUCUGAACUGACUAAAACUACCUCAGUAUAUCUUUUUAAAAGCAGCUGCUUUUUAUAGGGCACCUGGCCGGCUCAGUCAGUAGAGCAUGUGACUCUGGAUCUCAAGGUUGUAAAUUUGAGCCCUACC
Molecule: messenger RNA, 11174 nt
Organism: Zalophus californianus (California sea lion)
Lineage: Eukaryota; Metazoa; Chordata; Mammalia; Carnivora; Otariidae
Gene: CCDC88A
Product: coiled-coil domain containing 88A
Exons: 33
Coding region: 813-6437 (1874 amino acids)
Biological process (GO): cytoskeleton-dependent intracellular transport; cytoplasmic microtubule organization
Cellular component (GO): centrosome; cytoplasm
Molecular function (GO): microtubule binding; dynein light intermediate chain binding
Source: RefSeq, a predicted model, not a curated record